AAAUGUUGUUAUUAUCUGUUAGUUAUAUUUUAGUCUCCAUCGGGACACUGGAGAUUAAAGCACGAUCUAGCCAUUCACCCGUUGCGGAAAGACAGAAGUCACUUUCCGUAGGUGGAGAGAAUACUCGCAAUUAUGUUGGAAUGGGUUAUGAUGCAGUGCUGGGUAAUCCGUUUGGGAGCUUGGGGCAAGAUAAGGAUUCGGGUUACCGUAAUCCCAUCCUUGAGACGCACGUAACAAUUUCUGGUGAUAAAACAAAAAGUUCAGAGCAGAAUGGUUUAUGGGUUCGUGAAUUGUCAACUUGCUGGAUUAGCGAUACCCAUGAUGAUGUUGGCGAUGAUGAAUUGGUUCGUGAACUGCAAAAUGAGUUCACGGUCGAGGGCUCGGAAAAUAGUGAACUUUUAAGUGCUAGCAUCAAUAGUAUGGCUGAUGAUAAGCCUACGAGCAAACAUACUGUCAAUUACCGUAUUGCAAAAUCGUUUUGUGCAAUAAGAGAGAGUGGUAUUAUGGUGCCUUUCACUGGGAAGAUAUCCUCUGUUUUUAUAAAAGAAGUUGAAGCACUUCCUAGCAUAAACGAGGAUUACGGACCAUGUACCCCUGACGUUUUUAUAGUGGACCCCUUGAAGAGCGACUGCUCCAGUAUGCAUCAAUGGGUAAAGUUCUUCAAGCGUUAUGGCACACAUAUGACUUCGCAUAUAACUAUAGGUGGUCAGAUAAUAUCUAUUGACCGUAUGGUCGAGGGGGAGAAAAUCACUAAGAUGGUGAAAACUUUAGGCGGUGGUGAAUCCAUCUACAAAGUUACUGAUAAGUUUUCUAGUGUGAUGACUGGUAAGAGAGAAUCCCAUCAAAUGCUGAUUCUUGGGGGGUAUUACUUUUCGGGUCUAGAAUCGAACGAUAGCAAAGCCUUCAACCGUUGGUCCAAGAGUGUAUGGGAGCGCCCUAUGCCAAUUCGUGCAAAUUUCACUUCACUGGAACAUUUUAUGGGCGAUAAAUCAAAAAGUUAUCAGCAUGCUGUACGAUUUUACAGAGGUGUUCAAAAUGUUGCCAAUGGUCAUUCGUUGAACUACACGACAAUUUCCCAGAUGUUAAAAGAAACUGUUACCGUAGUAUCUAACACCGGAUCUGCAUAUUGUCCAACAGGCAUGUCUGUAGUAUCGGGAUUUGUUAUGACCAAGACCGAACCCUUCCAUAUUGAUUCAUGUGUUGCUUCCAGACCUUUUUGUUUCAGCGACGUAUUAAAGGAUAAUGUACUAGCAGUUGCGUUAUGUGCAAAAGGUGCACAUAUUAACUUUGUCACUAUUGAAUCCAAGGAGAGGAGAAAGUGUCCCAAUGAUUUGGUAGUUGCCUUUGGAUUCCAAAUGUUCACUGACGAAACAUCUGCCAUGCAACUCGCAUCAUGUCCAAUAGGACAAGCGGAUUGUGGAGAUAUGCCGGGUAAAGGUGGAAUUGAGUGGAAGGUUUGUACCCAACGAAAUCUGCUCGAUUCUAAUUUUGAACCUCGCACAGCUGCCACUCGAGAAGGUUACUACGCAAAUAUGGAUUGUCCUUCAUCUCAAAAGGUGGUAUCAGGCUUCGUUCUACGUCGCACGAGAGGCUCACUUCAGGUUGACAGUUGCAUGGCAGGUAUAUCCAGCUGUAGCAUUCAAUGUACUGACGGUACUUUUACAGCUGGUAAUGGUUUUAUCAUUUGCUUAUAA
Messenger RNA from Babesia bovis T2Bo, 1694 nucleotides. RefSeq names its product MAC/Perforin domain family protein. The record is from RefSeq and is a predicted model, not a curated record. The coding region runs from base 3 to 1694 and encodes 563 amino acids. Lineage: Eukaryota; Apicomplexa; Aconoidasida; Piroplasmida; Babesiidae. The transcript has 7 exons.